Phytophthora nicotianae INRA-310 is the source of this 614-nucleotide messenger RNA. RefSeq lists its product as hypothetical. The record is from RefSeq and is a predicted model, not a curated record. The transcript has a single exon. Bases 69 to 464 code for a protein of 131 amino acids. NCBI's taxonomy places the organism in Eukaryota, Oomycota, Peronosporomycetes, Peronosporales, Peronosporaceae.
GGAUACUUUCAUCUCACUUUCGAUCUUGCCGAGCAACAAGCACUUUGGACUACAGAAUUUCCUCAUCGAUGGACUCGAUGCUGAACAAGGCGAAAGAGGCGGCGGAGAAGUACACGGGCCACGGAGACUCGCACAAGGACGAGUCCAAGCUGCACCACAUGAAGCACGAGGCCGAGAAGAUGUACAUGAAGCAUGCCGCCAGGGACUACGCGGAGGACCACGGGUUUAUCAAGAAGAAGCACCACGAAGACGAGUCCAUUUUGGACAAGGCCAAGGAUGCUGUGAGUAAGGUCACUGGCCACGGAGAUUCACACAAGAAGAAGGAAGACGAAUCUUUCCUUGACAAGGCGAAAGAUGCUGUGGAGAAGUACACAGGCCACGGCGAUUCGCACAAGAAGAAAGAGGACGAGUCUUUCUUGGACAAGGCUAAAGAGGCUGUGGGCCAGUACACCCACAAGCACUAGAUGUUGUGUCGUGCGUAGAAUUGGACAUCUUUGAAUUGAGCUCUUUUCAUUCGACACCUAACGAGAUCUUACAGUUAAAGCAAUAGUCUAAAAGUUCUGCUGGACUGGGACACUGCUGAUGACCAAUGUUUGUCAUUCCAACUGGAAGGU